CGACGCAAAAGCCUAUUUGAACAAGAAAUUUUUUUCAUGGCAACAGUCUGUAUCUUUCAAACCGAGUCGAUUCGUAAAAAAUGGUAAAGGAAAAAAUUGUUUCUUUCGACCUCAAGAAUCUACUGUUUGAAUAAUUUUCCAACUUCUUCCAAAAUAAUUGAAACAGCCCAGUAAACCACACCAUGAAAAAUUCAUUACUUUUUCAGUAAAUUGAGAUGAUUCAAUUCAAUUCAGCGUUUUGAAAAUUCGGUCUUCCAACAACAAUCAUCCGGAUUGUUGCAUCAAUUAAAUAAAAGUUAAUUUUAUUCUGUGUCCCAUACUAAUCUUGAAUUUUUUUUCCAGAAUUUGGUACAGCCACCAGCUUGGCACACACCCCAGUUUUUACAGCCACCGGUUCUCCAACCUACCCAGAAUUUUCAUCAGAAUGUUUCUCAUCAAGUUGCCAGUCCUCGUUACAGUAAUGUGCCUCAAAGCCAUUAUGAGGUGAACGGGACAACUUAUUACGGCCAGCCAAGUGCCAGUGCCAACAUUCAUAUGGCUUCGGCGAACAAGCAGCAAAGAAGACCUUUAUUGCCCGAAGCAAGUGACAAGGAUGAGAAGAGGAUCAGGAGGCACCACAACGAUAGUCAACGUGGGCAUUCAAGUUUUUACGAAAAACAAUCCGAAAUUGGCUCAUCGAGGUGUCCCCAGCAGAGGCCUAAUAAGAAGAAAUGUAAAAAGCCGUUCCCCAACGUUUACAAACCGAUUCCUUCGGCAAGGGACGAAACACCAUCACAAGAUUGUAGCGAAAAUAGAACAGGUGCCAGAGGAAGGAAUAACCCCCAUAGGAUGGAAGCCGCUGUUUCGCCAGUGUUCAGAUUGACCGAAGAAAAACUGUACGACCUCCUCAUCCAGUACACCGUAGCUCCGAAGGAUCUCUUUUCCAAUGGUUUUCCACAGGUGGAUAAGGUUAAGAACCAAGCCCGCCUGUACAAACAUUGUAUCGGAAAACCUUUCAGGAUGCCGAAGAGAUUGGCUGGUAUUGAGGAGGAUUUUGAUCGGAAUUCACCGACAGCAGUUGAGAGGACCUGCGUUAGGUGUAACGAUCAGUUCUUCGUCAACGAACACGGUUACUUGACGAAACAGCAGUGCUUCUACCACUGGAGGAAAAUAUCGUACUGCCGCCAUACAUGUUGCGAAAUACUCCGGGAUCCAAAGGUUGCACUUCAUCAAAACACCACGUAUGGAAUGGUACAGUGGCCGGGAUCAACGAGCCCCUGCAAGGUUUCGUGAGCACAAAACGCAGCGAAAAAGUAAAACGGGAGGUUUUCGCUGUAGACUGCGAAAUGUGCUACACCGUGCGAGGCUUGGAACAUUGCAGGGUAACCGUUUUGGGUUUUGAUGGUGCCACAGUGUUCGAUUAUUUUGUGCAACCGGAGGAAGAAGUUGUGGACUACAAUACUAGAUUUUCCGGAGUGACCGAAAGUGA
Molecule: messenger RNA, 1468 nt
Organism: Coccinella septempunctata (seven-spotted ladybird)
Lineage: Eukaryota; Metazoa; Arthropoda; Insecta; Coleoptera; Coccinellidae
Exons: 2
Coding region: 535-1272 (245 amino acids)
Source: RefSeq, a predicted model, not a curated record